UCUCACUUUCGCACUUCCGUUCCGCCUGAAAUCUGCGUUUGACAAGCGCUCUCUCGAAAACGUAUAAUACACCAACAAGCCACUUUCCCCUUCUAAAUUCUCAUAACACGAGCCACGAUGCCUAUCGACGUUAGGCUAAUCAAGGAGGCUUUCGCAAAGCACCCCAAACUGGACGUGAAAUACACCUAUGGUACCGCUGGGUUUCGCACAAAAGCAAAUGUCCUCGACUCAGUCAUCUUCACCGUUGGCCUUCUUGCCGUCCUGCGCUCCCAGAAGCACGACGGCAAAUAUAUCGGCGCCAUGAUCACCGCCUCUCACAAUCCCGCCGAAGACAACGGGGUGAAACUGGUCGAGCCGCGGGGCGAGAUGCUGGCGCAGUCGUGGGAGGGCUACGCGACUGAGUUGGCGAACGCGGCGACUGCCGAGGAACUUGCGCGCAUUUUGGAGGACGUUGUGGCGAAGGAGGGCAUUGAUACGAGCAAGAACGCCAAUGUCAUUGUUGGACGGGACACGAGACCAAGCGGAGAAGCACUGGUCGUUGCAUUGACAGACGGUGUGAAAGCCUUGGGAGGAAACAUCGAGGAUUAUGGCCUCAUGACGACGCCUCAACUGCAUUACCUGAACCGCUGCCUCAACACCCGGGGACAGCCUGACGCGUAUGGUGAACCAAGCGAGGAAGGCUAUUACAAGAAGCUCUCCGAUGCGUUUACGCGCAUUGUGAUUGGGAAGUCAAAUCAAUCGAUUCUGUAUAUCGAUGGGGCGAACGGUAUCGGCGCCCCCACUCUCCAAAAGCUCGCCAAGUACAUUCCGAAGGAGUCGCUUUCCCUUGAAGUCGUGAAUGACAACGUCGGAGAUCCCAAGAAAUUGAACUUGCAGGCUGGAGCCGACUACGUGAAAGUCGGACAGAAGAAGCCAGAAGGGUUCGAUUUGAAGCCCGGAAUGCGUUGCGCAUCCCUCGAUGGAGACGCGGAUCGUAUCGUCUUCUGGUACGCGGACAAAUCUGGAACCUUCAAAUUGCUUGACGGUGACAAGAUCGCGACUCUGGCCGCCGAAUUCAUCAUGAGACUCGUCAGGAGCGCCGAGAUUCCUGACAUCCGCGUUGGGGUGGUUCAGACGGCCUAUGCGAACGGAGCCUCUACUGCAUAUGUCAAGAAUACACUGAACAUCCCAGUGACCUUCACCCCCACCGGGGUGAAGCAUCUGCAUCACGCUGCGGAGGAAUUCGAUGUCGGCGUCUACUUCGAAGCUAACGGACACGGUACCGUCCUGUUCAGCGACAAGGCCAUCAAGGCCUUCCACUCUGCCAAAAUACCUACACCAGGAAUGGACCUGGCGCUCAAAGGGGCACCCGAAAAGAAAGCCAUCGAAACCCUGCGAGCACUCACGGACCUCAUCAACCAGACCGUUGGUGACGCAUUAUCCGACAUGUUGAUGGUCGAGGCGAUCUUGGUGUCGGAGAACCAAUCGUUUGAGGAGUGGGAUAAAGCGUACACGGAUCUGCCAAGUCGGUUGGAGAAGGUCAAGGUCUCCAACCGCCACGACUUUGUCGCCAUCAAAGCCGACACGGAGCUGUCGAAGCCGGAUGGGUUGCAGGCCAAAAUCAGCCAGCAGGUCGCCAAGUUCAAGCACGGACGUUCGUUUGUCAGGCCUUCAGGAACAGAAGACGUCGUCCGCAUCUACGCAGAAGCCGACACGCAAGAAAACGCCGACCUGCUCGCCAAUAUCAUCUGCGGGCUGGUGUAUGACUACCACGGCGGGGUUGGCGAGCGGCCUGCUGCAUUCAGGAAGGUCAAUGCGGAGGGAAAUUUGGUGUAGACCUUGACCAGCCUUCCUUUCUUUAUCUUGGCCGCAUUUGAUGCUUUAUUUUUGUUGGGAUAGAAUAGAAUGAUAUUUUUUGCACAGAGUUACUGCAUUCAUGAGAGCCAGCUCUUUGCAUUCAAACGCAGUACGCAGUAUCACACUCUGUCCUCUUUCCCCUCAAAACGAAAACUAUUUAACAUAGUCAAAUGAAAUAGGAUAUAGUGUCUAGCGAUCUAUACGCCCGCGGUAGCUAAUAGGAGUCCCGCUCAACGCCAAUGUCUCCGGAAUAUACACAUCAACCAACGUUUGGCUCUCUAUCGCCUGAAUUUCGCUUUUCCGAUUAUACAUCAGCACUCGGCUGAGUUCUCGCCUAGCACUCUCGUAUCAGCGAUCCGCAUCCCGAUUCAGACGGCCAGAUCACAAUCACUCACCUGAUAUCCG
Molecule: messenger RNA, 2241 nt
Organism: Fimicolochytrium jonesii
Lineage: Eukaryota; Fungi; Chytridiomycota; Chytridiomycetes; Spizellomycetales; Powellomycetaceae
Exons: 11
Coding region: 118-1815 (565 amino acids)
Biological process (GO): UDP-N-acetylglucosamine biosynthetic process; carbohydrate metabolic process
Molecular function (GO): phosphoacetylglucosamine mutase activity
Source: RefSeq, a predicted model, not a curated record